Molecule: messenger RNA, 3591 nt
Organism: Annulohypoxylon truncatum
Lineage: Eukaryota; Fungi; Ascomycota; Sordariomycetes; Xylariales; Hypoxylaceae
Product: P-loop containing nucleoside triphosphate hydrolase protein
Exons: 5
Coding region: 563-3460 (965 amino acids)
Molecular function (GO): 5'-3' DNA helicase activity
Source: RefSeq, a predicted model, not a curated record
CAGAAUCUACUCUUUACACGAGCUGAUUAUUCACCCGCAAUAACCACUCUUGCCUAAAGUCGUAAGAUUUGCAGAACAACAGAACAUAUGUUCUAGACCAACUGUUAUCUUCAUUUUGUGUUUCAUUUUGACCUUUUGACCUUUCUGAUCUUUUUGAUCCCUCUAUUCAGGUAGAUUGUCGGCUUCUUGAAGUCGCAUCACUCGUCUACUUUCCACAAUGUCUUCAUCAGAGACGACCAUCGCGAGCUCUGCUUCUAUCGAAUCUGGCAUGCCGCCGCAACUUAUAAGAGAUUGCGCAUUACUAAAGUCACCCCGGGGACCAAUCAUUGCCUCAGCCACGUCGCUGAGCAAGGCCGCGCAAGUUUCUACUCAGUUGCUAGCCAUUAGACCGUCGGACGAGAGCUCCUAGUGUGGGUUUUCAUUAGACUUUUCUCUUGGUCGUGAGCAGAGGGCCAACGAAGAGGCUGGUUUUGGGGUUCGAUACCACCGCGAUCCGACUUAUCAUAAAACGGUCCUAAAUGACCGACAUAGGAUCGAAGUCAAGUUCCCUCGAUCGCAAACGAUGAUUUGCAUCAAGGACGCCGACGAUGACCUCCUCAACCUGUUUCCUGGUGUGAAAGGAAACGAAUUCAGUCUCGUGACCUUUCAUCUGAAGGAGAACAGUCAAGUAACUGUCUGCGGAUUUGGUAUACCGUUUACCAAUCAUCAAGAUCCACAAAUGGGGAGAUCAUUCGACGGCAAUCUCCCUGUCAACGAACAUAUCAAUGUCGUAGACAUUCUCGAAGCGAGGAGUUUUAACUUCUUUGUUAACACUUCGAGUUGUGUACUUCACGCGAUCUUGUACCUUGAGGACUCUCCACAUCCUCGUUAUCCCUAUGGUACUAGUCACAGUUGGAACGAAUUAAAGUACAAAAACCAAUUUGAGAGCAUCAAGAGCGCAGACGCGUUCCCGGAAGCGUAUUGUUUCGGGAACGACAAUGACCACUUGACAGCAGUCUCCCAGUCGGUCGUGCAAGAUGCAUUUUGGCUACAAGUCGCGCGGGACCAGAUUGCUCAGAACCGUCAGCCAGCUUACUUUGUCAAAGCCAGUGGGGCAGCCAAUGGGGGUAUUGAGAUUCGAUACCUUAUCUUCCUACAUGAAGGUAUCCCAGAUACGUUUAAGGAUGCCUGGCGUCGACUUACAAAGGAAGCUCGGUUGAAAGUCGAGCUUUAUGACUGCUAUGAAGAUCUAGAGCCCGCAGCCAGAUGGGACUGUGAUAUUGUCAGUCACCCCGAGUCGAUUCGGGCUUUGGGAACUCAUUCUAUUGAUAGACAGAAGGACUUAGUUCUUGCUGUGCGCCUCCCAGUACAGGGGGCUAAGACGUCUAUUCGGAUCGCGAUGAAGACGUUCUUGGGUCGCUCCCUGGCGAAUCAUUCGCUGAAGAAAGGGAGAGAGUAUUGGAAUUGCGCCGCAUUGCGAUUCGGAUCCCAACUUGAAGAUUGCGAGCGUCGUAUCAAUUCCGUCUGUCAGUUCCGACCAAAUGCGACCACUUCGAAUCCCGGCGCCUGCGGCAUGCUCGAAGCCAAUGACAUGCCAUCCGAAGAGAGAGCCUGCAAAGUGGCCCAGAUCGAAGAUACCAUGGAUCUGCAUCGGGCACUCGUACGAGGUAACGGGUUUUACGACUGGAUGACACGCCCGGGAACAGACAUAGUCGACUCCAUGAAGGCAGUCAGCCUACAAAGCCAGCCCACACUGCGCGCUCUGCCUACUGAGAACUUUCUCGAUACCGUGGAUCCCAAGUUCGCCGAUGCACUGAUCGAAGAACUUCUACCUGAGGACCGUAAUCGCUUCCGACAGUACCUGAGCGAUCGUCCGCUCUCUCUCGGUUUGAUCACAGCUGCUCCGGGCUAUGGAAAGACCAGUAUCAUAUCGGUUGCUGCAAUUGCUAUGCACGCCAAAUUCGGACGCAUUCUAUGUUCUGGACCAACCAAUGUUGCGGUAUCCAACUUUGCGGACCGCAUAUAUAGAAUUGCCGCAUCAACCUGCACCAGGUACAACCAGGGCAAGGCUCCAGACGACGUGUCCCGCAAGCGUCGCCAACUCGUGGUCCGAGCCUAUAAAGACAGUGAUGAGGUUGCGGCAAUUGCAUUUCUCCUCCAGCAUCCCCAAGACGGCGACCUCGCGGUUCAGAAGAACCGACCGCUCUCAUUUUCCAAAUGGAAGCUAGAUCUGUCUCUCGCCUUCUGGGUGCUGGCGGUGUUGAGGUCGCGCAGCGUCCGACAACUCGACCCCGAUGAUUGCCUAGGUUUGCACAAUCUACGUCGGAAGAUCGACGAGUCUAAGGGCAUGGAGAAGAUUCGUGCCGUCGCAAUGGGCCAGAUUUCCUGGCAAGAGUACAUCAGUUCGGGUCCCGACACUGCCGGCAAGAUCCGUUGCAUCUUGCAAGAACUGUUUCCUUUGAUCGACAUGCUCUGCACCACCCCAGCGAUGACCGUGAAUUGCAGACCGUAUGCUAGAUGGAAGGCCGACAAGGCAAUGGGUGUUGCAAUCGACGAGGCCGCUGCUAUGCACCGUGCCGAUCUCUAUACUGUAUGGGGCAACACCCUCUUGCCCUGCUUCCUAGGAGGGGAUCCGCAGCAGCUUCCUCCGGCAGUGAUGACAGAGAGGGAGAAGGAUUCUGAAGGGAACCUCCGCAAUCGCUUUGCCUCGACGGGAAAGAUUUCGGCAUUAGAGUCGUUCCAGGCCAUGGGCUGGCCAACCUUCCGCAUGCGAACCCAGCUGCGGAUGGCCCGUGGCUUAUUUGACGCGGUCUCUAGGACCAUAUACGACAUGGCACCAAGGUAUCACGACUCAUGUGAUAUAAACAGCAAGAAGUUCGCGGCCGGGCGUAUUUUAGAGGCGUAUAUUACCUGCGCAUACCCUUCAGUCACUCCCUCCGUGCAGGGAACGCUCAGCCCGUUUUUCAUCCAUUGCGAGGGCACAAAGGUUUCGGUGAAUCCCGCUACCGGCUCGAAGAAGAGCGUGGACCAAGUCAGAAUCGCCCUAGACUUUGCAAACGAUCUAGUCGAAGACACAGGGGUUGAUGCCUCUCAAAUCAUAGUCCUCACGCCGUACUCGGCCAACGUCGAGCUCAUCCAGGAGCUCAUUAAGCAACCAAGAUACGAGGCACUCUCGGACAUCGGCCGUCCGUCGACGAUCGACGGCUACCAGGGCCAAGAGCGGGACAUUGUGAUCGUGGUCAUGGGCACUUCUGCUAAAUCUGGCCCCGGUUUCACUUCGAACAAGCAACGACUUAACGUCUUGCUUACCCGACAGCGAUGCGGGCUCGUUAUCGUUGGGGACAUAAAUGCGACCAAGACCAUGGGCCAGGCCAAGGUGAAUCGGUUUGGUAGUAGACCCAGCCCGUUACAGGAAAUCUAUUCGGCGGUGAGCAGGGCAGGAAGAGUGGUGAGGGUAAAUGUACAGGAGGAAGGAUACUAGAUGGAAACUGAGGGCAUAUGUAACCAGAAUGUACUGAAGGGGGAAGCAUAGUAAGGAAGGAAAGUGCAACGAACACUCCUACUGAAGGGCUAUAGAGGCUUUUCUUAUUAAUAAUAACGCCUCUUACUCUA